UUGAUUGUCUCAUCUUACUCGGAACUAAUAACCCUUGGUGAGAGACCGCCACCCUGUUACCAAGAUAUUUCCAAAAUGGGCCAGAAUGUAUGCAAUGCUAUGAAGUCUACUGGUCACACGAAUGAAUGUGGAAUUAGUUUCAUCCGGAAAAGAAUCUCCUAUAUAGUGGGUGGCACGGAAGCUUACCCUGGAUCGUGGCCAUGGAUCGUGAUGCUCCUUGUGAGCGGUGUCCGGAUGUGCGCAGGAACAAUCCUCAACAACGACUGGGUAUUGACAGCAGCACAUUGCUUUGACUACGCUCAGUUGCGCAAUGCUAGCCUCUGGAAUGUGACGUCAGGAAAGCAUCAUUCUAACUGUACAGACACAACAGAACAAGAGUGGCCAGUUUCCCAAAUUGUGAUUCACCCUGGUUAUGUGGCGCCUACCAACGAAAAUGACAUUGCCCUACUGAAGCUUUCCAAGCCUCUCACUUACAAUUGUCGAACACAACCAAUUUGUUUGCCCAAAGAUGACAAGCCAUUAAAAACUGGAAGAUUCUGCAAAAUUGCUGGAUGGGGCAUGACAUUUGGUAAAGGAUCAAGGACUGCCCUGAAUGAACUAACAUUACCUGUCAUCAACGGUUCUUUAUGUGGAUCACUUGAAUACUAUGGAAAUCGAUAUCACGAGGAAAAUAUGGUUUGUCUCGGCUACCCUGAAGGUGGACUUGAUGCCUGUAAUGGAGACAGCGGUGGUCCCAUGGUGUGUAAUAACAAUGGAAAAUGGAUACUUUCAGGUGUGACAAGUUGGGGUCUCGGUUGUGCACAACCUAAACAACCUGGGGUUUACACUCGAAUAAGGCCCUUUAUGACAUGGAUAAAGAAGUAUUUAAAUGCAAACGAAAACGGCAUUGUUGGUUAACAUGUGAUAUGUAACUGUUAAUAAAGCAUGUUUACAUUUGGUAGCAAUGUAUAUAUAAUACUUAACGUAUACGUGUUUGUUAUGGGAGUAUGUAUUUAUUAAGUUAAGAAAAUAAAGUUGAGCGUCGUACAGUGGAUGAAUGUUCUGUCGACAGUCGAAUCGAGCCGAGCACAUAAUGUAGUUUCAAUCCUCAGUUAGAAUCACUACACUUAUCUUUCGCCUUGAGUCAUGCAGUACGCUUGUGUUGACGCUCAAGAAGCGCCGGAAGGAAAAUGUUAGCCUGUGGCCAUCUAAUAUGUACUAUUUCUUUCAUAUGUAUGUUAACGAAAUUUAUAUCAAAUACAUCGACCGAAACUGUAUGUUGUGUGUCGAAUUAAAUUUAAAAUACGGGAAUAAAAUAGCCAAGCACUACCUUUGUAUGAGUUUUAUAGCAUGAUUUGGUUAUCACUGAAGCCAUCGCAACUUUGUCACGCUGUAUUCUCUGCCCUUGCUAUACAACUUACUUCACAUUUCAAAGUUUUUUGGGCGAUCUUUUUUUCAAAAUUAAGAAACUGUUUAAGUGAAAAUAUUAAGCUUUGCAUGAUGAACUGAUGACCCUUCCUACUUUCGCCGAAACUAUUUAGUAUUUUAUUAUAAUCCCAUUCAUGUCUAGGGUACUUUAUUAAAUCGAUUCGAGUGCUUGA
Molecule: messenger RNA, 1580 nt
Organism: Octopus bimaculoides (California two-spot octopus)
Lineage: Eukaryota; Metazoa; Mollusca; Cephalopoda; Octopoda; Octopodidae
Product: transmembrane protease serine 2
Biological process (GO): proteolysis
Molecular function (GO): serine-type endopeptidase activity
Source: RefSeq, a predicted model, not a curated record